GAUAUGAUAGCUGGUGCUGGACCUUACUUUAAACACCGACAGUCAUUCUGCAACAAAGUUCGUACAGUUGCGAUUUGUCCGCGGUCGAAGUAGGAAGUGUUUCAGUGCGAUUGAAUGUGAUUGAGUGGAUUCGUAAGUGGAUGUGCAGGAACAGAAAAAAAACGUACGCAGCCAGUUUCAUGGAACGGAAUACCAGGCGUCUCCAUCAAGUUUUAACAAACGUGAUUUAUGGGUGAACACAGUGAAAAAAUGAUGUUAUUUUUAAUGUAAAAAAAAUCAAGCACAAAAGCACUUAAGCAAUGGCCUAUUGGCUUCCGUAACGGGUGAUAAAUGUUCCAAAAUGAUGGUGAAAAUAAUAAGUAAUGAAAUGUACCACCAUCCAAAGUGGUCCGUUGAGCGAUGAAACGUGCUCGAGCGUUUUUCCGUUGUUGUUCGAUGGUAAAAUUGUACAGUGUACCGCUUCCGGAAAGUGGAAAGUCUAUUGUGGUUAGUAUGAAAUGUGGUAGAAUCACUUAGCGAAGCAACAAUAAGCGAUCAAUAAGUGCGAGUGUGAAAAUUGGCCCAACUCUCCUGUGGCCUGAUCCGGCCCGGGCAAGUGCGUUAUUAAUUUUUCCAUCCGGUAUGUUUAUUUGCGGUGGGGUAGAAAAGCAGCCAAAGAUUCAGAUCAGUUCCCCUAUGGUGUUAUAAUUUGAAAAGUUUUACCACCAGCCGCGAUCACUUCUACAUACAAGCAGAUUGUAAACGCUUCCGCUAGGCGUUACACAGCGGCCGGUGAACGUGUCUGGGAAACGAAUGGUGUAGAUUGUUCCUACGGGCCAAGGAUGUGACCACAUGUUCCCACCGGAACAACAAAAAACAAUAAAACCUCUGCCCAUGACGACGUUGCCAGCUUGCCAUACUUAGUGUACAGUGGAAACAGUAGAGCAAACAACAAAAAAUAUUUAUACAGCAAAUACGAAACAAUUUGUGGAGAAAUUUAUAUAUUGCGAAGUAAUAACCGGAAUACAAAGCAAUUCUUUCUUCAAUGAUACUGCGCUUCUUUCGCCGAGUAUGAAUUCUACGCAACAGUCUCCGGUACGACGGUGCGCAAAGCUUCACUGCUGGAAAUGCUAUCUGAACGAUGUUCCGUCUCCGAAGCGAAUCACCCUUCGGUCAACAGUUUACUAUCAACGAGUUGUACGCAAAAACCAGCAUUCCAAUUUGCGACCGUUGAUAUGAUAAUGCGUAUUAUCCUUCACCUCAGUCAGGAUUAUCCACAACGCAUCAACUGGGGUCGCAUCGCCGUCCACGGAUAGUGCGAUAAUACCGCAAAAAGUACAGAAAGAGAACGGAAAACAAAAACAUCGUUAUAAAUCACACACAGGGCGAAAGAACACAUUCUCCAACGGAAAAGCAUAGACAGCGGUAACAAAACAUCUAUCCACCCAUCCGCCAUGGAAUCCGUGCUGACCCGCUUCAAUCUAACGCUCGACAAUAUGACAACGUUAAGCUCCAACAUACGGCAGGGGCUUAUCGAACAGUACAGCAACAACCGUAAGGUGGCCGACCCUUGGUAUCACAUCCUGAUCGUCAUGUACGGUACCUUGAUCGUGUUCGGUGCGACGGGUAACAGUCUGGUGGUGUUGGCCGUCGCCCGGAAACCACAGAUGCGAACGGCUCGCAAUAUGUUCAUCGUGAACUUGGCCGUUUCCGAUCUACUGUUGUGCCUAGUAACAAUGCCACUGACACUGGUGGAAAUUCUUACCAAGUACUGGCCGAUGGGUCGGUUACCAUUUUUGUGCAAAUCCAUCGGCACGCUACAGGCAACGAGCAUCUUCGUAUCGACCAUCUCCAUCACCGCCAUUGCAUUAGAUAGGUAUCAAGUAAUUGUUUAUCCAACACGCGAUAGCCUUCAGCUAAUGGGUGCCAUCGCCAUCCUGACCGGUAUCUGGAUCAUCUCGAUAGUGUUAGCCUCACCGAUGUUCAUCACCCGGCAGCUGAUCCACUACGACGUUAAUCUGCCGAGCCUCGGCAUAGAGUAUGUGUCGUACUGCAUCGAGGAUUGGCCGAUUGCGUACGGACGCGUGUACUAUUCGGCGUUCACACUCUGCGUACAGUACGUGCUACCUAUAUUGAUAGUUUCCGUCGCAUAUCUGCGAAUCUACCUAAAGCUAAAGCACCGACUGGUGGUCGGUACAGCUUCCAGCACGAGCGGGAAACCCGGUGAAGCGAAACCGGUACGGGAGCGGGAACGUGGCCGAAGAAUGCAACGGACCAACUACCUGCUGAUCAGUAUUGCACUAAUCUUUGGCGUUUCCUGGCUACCGCUAAAUCUGUUCAACCUGUUCGCCGAUCUGUACGUGCAUGCCAUCACCCAAGACAUUAUGGUGGCGUACGCGAUCUGUCACAUGGCUGGCAUGAGUUCGGCCUGCUCGAAUCCGCUACUGUACGGUUGGUUGAAUGACAAUUUUCGGAAAGAGUUCAACGAACUGCUCUGCCGGUCGUCGUCGGGCGGCCCGGGCGGAUCGGGCGGCCCGGGCGGAUCGGGCGGUCACUCGAAUGGAAGCCGAGCGAACGGAGCAGCUGCCACAGCCGGACGAACGAAACUUGCUCGAACUGCGACCGACGGUGGAGCUGAGGAUCGAACGCUACCAGAACUAACGCAGCACCGUCCGAGCCAUUGGAUCAAUCAAUCCGAAGUGCUUACAGACAACGACGAGGAGCAGCAGAAGCUUUGCGAAUCGAACGAACACCAGGAGCAGGAGCAGCUUUGCUCAAGAGUGAAUGAAUGCUGAAACGAAAGCGCCUAACGUUAUGCAACCCGUGUGUCUGCCAGCUAAUCAACGCUUCAUUCAAAAACGUGCCUACCGUUGCGCAGCCUAGCCACAAGUGGAGCUGACUGACUGACGUGUGUCCGUUUCGCUACCAUGGCAAUGGAGAAAAUCUUGAGCCCAACGAUGAAUUUCGAUGCUAAUCAAUCCUCCCCCAUUUCAUAUAUACAUACACACACGUACUACAAAAACUAAUCGGAAUCAUUGUGCGGGACAACCUUUCCCUGAUUGAUUCCAGCGAAAUUCAUCGCUCCAUGGCCGUAGGCUAGCUCGGUACCGUACCGGAAGCUUCUCCACUUGUUGCUCGCACGAUGCCAGCAGUUCCGCACGAAAAGGUUAUCAGAUCGUCACUAUGGUUGUCAUCUCGUUGUACACAGCACAGAUUCAAAAAUUUCUCGAUGAAUUUUACGACUUUACGAUGCCGAUUGGUGCUACACCAUGUGAAGGAAGCGACUACAUCUGUACAUAUAGCGAUUAGAUGUCGAACGUGAUAUCGAUAGUGAAAUAGAAUGGGAAAACCCACACGGCAAAAAGCAUAGGUUCUGCACCAAACGGGUCGGAUCAGAUCAUUAGGGUCUGGACCGGGGGCGAAACGUUGUGUAGCCAAUUUAAAUUAAGGCCGUUGCGCUGCAAGAUUGUACUUCCAUCGGUCUGACGUUUGCAGGAGGGCAGACGGGCUAGUAAAUCCUGAUAAAGUAUUUUCUAAGAUUAAGCUUAUAUAGUUUCCACUCUGUUCACAAGCCCGGUUUGCCAAUGGAGAAUGUUUCAAAUAAAGAUAUUUGAUGGUUUCGUUAUAGAUUCGUUUAAAAAAAAUGCUACAACUUUAUUUGUGUGUUUUUAAGUUUUGCAUUACUUACUCUUUGACCGGAUAUUCCUGACGAUGACAUCAUCUGUGACUCAAAAAAAAAAAUAUUUUUUUUUGCUAUCGCUUGAAAGUUGGCAGGAAAAGAAAGUUACGUUUAACAUAUCAUUCCAGCGGUAAGUAUUUAUUCGUUCUCGGCAGUUGAAGCACACUUGCUUCAUUACCGUUUGCCGUUGCCGUUGUGCUGAUUGCGUAAUUGACAGUGGGGUCGCAGACAGGGCAUCCUCAAUUAUUUUCCUACUAACGAGCGGCUUUGGCUCAAGCGAAUUGAUUGAUAUUGUUGAUAUCUAGCUGUCGACAGAUAUGUUUGCUUUGGAGGUUUCGUGCAUGGCUGUAUCGACAUAUCGGCAGGGACGAGAAUUCGACCGAAUCGGAAGUGGUUCAGUUGCGCGAGUUAAGAGUCAACGUCAUCGUCAGCAAUAUCGAUGUCAGCAACAUCGAUGUCCGUUGCUGUUUCCGACCGCAUCCAAAUGCACGGACAGCAUAAAACCGAUUAGCAACAAAAUUGCUAUUCGGCAGAACUAGUGCAUCGAUACAAUUCUGACGUCGUCGCAGUUCGGUACACCUCCGUUCCCUCCCUUCCUCCAUCCACCCAAUUAUUGGCUGUAAAGGCAAUAAACUAACAUUCAGUAAUCGGCACUCGACGCGUUAACAAUUAUUUCAUCCGCUCAUCAUUCGUCCGAAACUUAACUGGCGCCCGAAUAGGGACCUGAUAAAAGUGAGGCGUUAAUAUAAUAUCAAACCUGCACAACGCUCGGUAGUUAAAGCAGUCGUGUCGUGUCGUGAAAAUCAUCUCCAAAUAAGUGAGGACAAAUCUAUCCUGCAUCAACGGAGUGGAACGAGUUCGGGACAUCUCUCUCGAAUCAAACUGAAGGCCCCCAGUAGAACAACACAUCAAAAAGGAUCACCUGAAGAUUGGACGUUUCCGCCCGAAGGAGGAUUGAACAACCCACAACCUGCUGCAUACCAUAGAAGCGAUCAGAGUUCAUCUGGACUGGAUGAUGAUGUCGGUUCGUUCGUUGCUGAUUCUGAGUCUGUAAGUUAAGUGACUAGCAUUAAAAAUAUUAUUAAUCGAUAAGUGAAUCAAGUGUGCGUGAACUAUCGGAAAAAAUAUUUCAAGUUAGUGUAAAUUUAACUGCAUUUGAAAAUUGAAAAGCGUGAACUAGGUAUAACCAUCAUUUUAAAAUUUUCGGCAUCAUAAAUUUACCUUUUUUUUAUAUUUUACGUAAAAUAAAAAAUUCAAAAUUCCAUUUUCAAAACAACGAGCAAAUUUGCAAAACAGGAACAGGAUGUUGAAUCAAACUAUCAUCUCCAAUACCAUGAGCCGCGAGGAGUAUUUGAACAUAGGGAAAGUGCCAGAGUAUGUCAAAGAGUUACCUGUUUUUUGUGGAAAAGCCUCAAGCUUACCGAGUUGGAUA
This is a messenger RNA of Anopheles funestus (African malaria mosquito), 5090 nucleotides long. It is a transcript of the gene NPFR, whose product is annotated as neuropeptide F receptor. Gene Ontology annotation, molecular function: neuropeptide Y receptor activity. Lineage: Eukaryota; Metazoa; Arthropoda; Insecta; Diptera; Culicidae. The record is from RefSeq and is a predicted model, not a curated record. Gene Ontology annotation, cellular component: membrane. Bases 1434 to 2774 code for a protein of 446 amino acids. The transcript is spliced from 5 exons. Gene Ontology annotation, biological process: G protein-coupled receptor signaling pathway.